CGUAAUUUUUUAUGUGAGAAGUAUACUAGUAAGUAUAAAAUACGGAUAAAAUGGAAUUUUCAUUUUUACAUUGUAAAUAUAGUUAAUGAAGUUGUAUUUUUUUCGUACUUUUUCGGGACGCAGUCCUCGAAUGUACAUAUAUAAUCAAGUACGUAAAGAGCUUCUAUGUCUUUACUGGUAACUGUAUUACAGUGAACUUGACAAAUUUUUUCAAUUGGGAUCAGUAUUACCGUCCCAGGUAUAAGAGUUAGCCGGCGAUGACCGCUAAGGUUUUCCCGCGCGGUCACAAGGCUUUUAUUGAGGGGGCUAUUGCACCCAACUUUUUUCAAGAUUUUGGCAAUUGAAACCAAGUUGUUCCACGUUUAUAAAUAUAUGGUAGCUCUGAAAAGAGCUGGUGUUACUAUUCAUGUGUGCAGCAUUUAACUGCGAAUAAAAAUGAUUUCGGUCUCCUUUUAUACCUUCCUAGAAAAGAUGUUCGGCUCCAAGCAAGUUUCUGAUUGGUUGAAGCUCUUGGAGUAGGGAUUGAAAAUUAUGGCAAACGUAUAAAAAGUCUCUCAUUAGCUCCACCGAUAAUACUUUUCUUAACAUAAGGCGUAGGCGCAGUUCAGCUGUACGGACUACGAUUAUUAUUGGAGCGACAUUUAAUUGACUAUAGGUAUUCAUCCUGCAGUUAUUUUUGCAGCUCUCUGACCCACUAGGAUACGGUAUUUAUGUUCAUUUUAUCAUAACAUUCAUAUAUUGCAAGCGUUACAAAUAUUUUUCAUAAUAUUUGUUCAAUAUUUUAAAUUUUGUAUACAUUUGUAUAAUACAUUUCACGUAUUUCUUUGUGUAGUUUCAGUAAAUCUAGUUGUAGCAUCAUGAAAAUUAACGCAAUUAAUAUUAUAGAUAUUUUGAUAAAAAAUUAUAAUUAUGAAAAUAAUAAUUCUGCACGAACUGCUACGAAUGCAAAAGAAUUUGAAUUGGCCCAAAAUAUUAUAGAUUUGAUUGACAGGUGUAAGCAGGCUGCAUAUACAGAUGUCGAAACAUUUCAGGAAUUAGUAUUUGACGGAAAUUCUGGUCACUCAAAAUUUACAUCAUUUGAUUACGACGAUGAAAAUGAAUUGCAAGAACCAACAACGUCCUCGUCAAUAGCUACUGUGGAUGAGAAAUCUUCUACUUCACCCGAUGACAAUCCUGAAGAAAAAGAGAAAGAAAAUGUAGAUCUGGAAUAUAAGCAAAAAGCUGUUAAUUUUUGGAAGAGUGGAAAGAAAGGGAGAUUGGCCUUUAAAACCGUGCAGAAGAGGUAUCGAAAGUUAUCAACGGUUGGACAGUUGUAUAGAUGGGAAAAACAUGUAAAUAUAGGUGGAAGCCGAAUUAAUAAAUUAAAACUGCUUGCACAAAAAACAAUAGCACGUUUCAUUGAAAUGAGGAAUCGAAAGAUACCAAUACACGACAUAGAUUUACGACGAUGGGCACUACAGGAAAACGAAAUUGUUAAUUUACCGGGAUUUCAAGCAUCAUACCACUGGGUCUGGAACAUUAAACAUAAAUACAAUAUUGUAUCGAGGAAAAUAACAAAACUAGUCACGCGAAAUUAUACAAACAAUUUAUCAGAAAUAAAUGCAGCUGCUGACAAUUUUGUACAGCAUGUAAAACAACAUUUUGAAUUUUAUGGAAAAGAAAAUAUUUUUAAUACUGACCAAAGCGGAUUUCACGCUUUGUCAUGGAAAGGAGAAAAUCAAACAGAAAGUGCUGUUCAAUCAGUGUCAUCAAUGACACAUAGUUAUACCAUCCAGCCGACAGUUUCAGCUGAUGGUAAACUGCAAUCUCCACUCUUCCUUGUCCUAAAAGAAACAGGUGGCCAAUUAGGACCACGUGUACAACAGACGACGUUUACAGCUCCUAACAUCGUUAUCGGGGCUUCAUCAUCAGGAAAACUGACGAAAGAAUUACUGAAAAUAUGGUUAGAAAAAGCGUUCCUCCCGAUCAUCAAAGAAAGGGCAAUACUGAUUUUAGAUUCAUGGAGCGGCUAUGAUGAAAAUCUAAUUUAAAGUAUUGCCCCAGCAGAAAUAAAUUUAGAAAUUUUAAAAAUCCCCAAAAACACGACAGGGUUAAUUCAACCAUUAGAUGUUUACGGUUUUCGCGUCUGGAAAAAUUUCGUAAGAAAAAUAUCAGAUUUAGUCAUAACUUUAAAUUUAAAUAUAAAUUUACAUGCCCGUGACACCAUUAUAAAAAUUCAGUCGCUUACACACAACCAACUAUCAGCACCUCGAUACAUAAAACUGUUCCAGUAUGCAUGGUUUCGAUGCGGCUAUGUUGACGAGAGGCCAGGAGAAUUCGAAAACCCUGUGGAGUUCUGCUUCACCAAGACGUCAAGCAUAAUAUGCAAUCGUUGCAAUAGUGUUGUUUGCAUAAGAUGUUCGUGGUGUCAGGAGCACUUAUGUUUCAAUCAUUUUUUAAUAGAAUUCCAUUAUUGCAAUCAGUAUAUUGAAUAAAUACUUUCAUGACUUUCAGCUUUCUAAAAUUUCAGGUACCAAUAUUAAAACCAGCUCUUUUCAGAGCUACCAUAUAUUUAUAAACGUGGAACAACUUGGUUUCAAUUGCCAAAAUCUUGAAAAAAGUUGGGUGCAAUAGCCCCCUCAAUAAAAGCCUUGUGACCGCGCGGGAAAACCUUAGCGGUCAU
Molecule: messenger RNA, 2662 nt
Organism: Megachile rotundata (alfalfa leafcutting bee)
Lineage: Eukaryota; Metazoa; Arthropoda; Insecta; Hymenoptera; Megachilidae
Cellular component (GO): nucleus
Molecular function (GO): DNA binding
Source: RefSeq, a predicted model, not a curated record